Messenger RNA from Ectocarpus siliculosus, 3063 nucleotides. The record is from the annotation of a GenBank genome assembly. NCBI's taxonomy places the organism in Eukaryota, Phaeophyceae, Ectocarpales, Ectocarpaceae.
AUGCUCGCCAGCCUGAGAGAGAGACUGGAGAGCGGCCCGGUGCCUUCGGCGUUUCGGUUCGCUGGGCGUGGUCGCGGUUGCCCGCCCGACCUCUCAACGUCACCGACGUUUUCGGGAACCGGUGCGGGAACGGCGACGGAACACGGGGCGGCGACCGCGGCGGCGCGGCCGGCGGUGGUCGCGCGGGUGGCGGUGACCGGGGACACUGGAGCUGUGUACUCCCCCUGCACCCCUUCCUCGACCGGAGCGUGCACUGUCGACGCCUCGUCCACCGACACCUCCAAGGUCGGCGACAGGUUUUCCCGCGGUGGAGGCGUGCCCGCCAUCUCCCCCGCCGACCGUGCGCUGCCGGCCUGGAGCUCGGCACUGUCGUCGUCGUCUUCUUCUGGUUCCCGCGAGGGGGCGGACAAGAACGGCGCCGCCGCCUCGACCGUCGGGGAGCAGUCCUCGUGUCCGAUGCUCGCCAGCCUGAGAGAGAGACUGGAGAGUGGCCCGGUGCCUUCGGCGUUUCGGUUCGUUGGGCGUGGUCGCGGUUGCCCGCCCCACCUCUCAACGUCGCCGACGUUUUCGGGAACCGGUGCGGGAACGGCGACGGAACACGGGGCGGCGACCGCGGCGGCGCGGCCGGCGGUGGUCGCGCGGGUGGCGGUGACCGGGGACGCUGGAGCUGUGUACUCCCCCUGCACCCCUUCCUCGACCGGAGCGUGCACUGUCGACGCCCCGUCCACCGACACCUCCAAGGUCGGCGACAGGUUUUCCCGCGGUGGUGGCGUGCCCGCCAUCUCCCCCGCCGACUGGGCGCUGCCGGCCUGGAGCUCGGCACUGUCGUCGUCGUCUUCUUCUGGUUCCCGUGAGGGGGCGGACAAGAACGGCGCCGCCGCCUCGACCGUCGGGGAGCAGUCCUCGUGUCCGAUGCUCGCCAGCCUGAGAGAGAGACUGGAGAGUGGCCCGGUGCCUUCGGCGUUUCGGUUCGCUGGGCGUGGUCGCGGUUGCCCGCCCCACCUCUCAACGUCGCCGACGUUUUCGGGAACCGUAGCGGGAACGGCGACGGAACACGGGGCGGCGACCGCGGCGGCGCGGCCGGCGGUGGUCGCGCGGGUGGCGGUGACCGGGGACACUGGAGCUGUGUACUCCCCCUGCACCCCUUCCUCGACCGGAGCGUGCACUGUCGAUGCCUCGUCCACCGACACCUCCAAGGUCGGCGACAGGUUUUCCCGCGGUGGUGGCGUGCCCGCCAUCUCCCCCGCCGACUGGGCGCUGCCGGCCUGGAGCUCGGCACUGUCGUCGUCGUCUUCUUCUGGUUCCCGCGAGGGGGCGGACAAGAACGGCGCCGCCGCCUCGACCGUCGGGGAGCAGUCCUCGUGUCCGAUGCUCGCCAGCCUGAGAGAGAGACUGGAGAGUGGCCCGGUGCCUUCGGCGUUUCGGUUCGCUGGGCGUGGUCGCGGUUGCCCGCCCCACCUCUCCGCGUCGCCGAUGUUUUCGGGAACCGGUGCGGGAACGGCGACGGAACACGGGGCGGCGACCGCGGCGGCGCGGCCGGUGGUGGUCGCGCGGGUGGCGGUGACCGGGGACACUGGAGCUGUGUGCUCCCCCUGCACCCCUUCCUCGACCGGAGCGUGCACUGUCGACGCCUCGUCCACCGACACCUCCAAGGUCGGCGACAGGUUUUCCCGCGGUGGAGGCGUGCCCGCCAUCUCCCCCGCCGACUGGGCGCUGCCGGCCUGGAGCUCGGCACUGUCGUCGUCGUCUUCUUCUGGUUCCCGUGAGGGGGCGGACAAGAACGGCGCCGCCGCCUCGACCGUCGGGGAGCAGUCCUCGUGUCCGAUGCUCGCCAGCCUGAGGGAGAGACUGGAGAGCGGCCCGGUGCCUUCGGCGUUUCGGUUCGCUGGGCGUGGUCGCGGUUGCUCGCCCCACCUCUCCGCGUCGCCGAUGUUUUCGGGAACCGGUGCGGGAACGGCGACGGAACACGGGGCGGCGGCAGCGGCGGCGCGGCCGGCGGCGGCUGCGGUAGGUGCUGUCCCCGCCGCCGCCUACGGUGCGUGUGCAUCGUACUCCGGGUGCGCCUCGCACGAUGGCGGUGACAAGCGAGACUUCUAUGUGCUCGAGAACAUGGAUCUCCUGGACGACGCCGACGAGAAGACGGGGACCGCCGCAUCAGCCAGCCGCAAGGAUAACGACGACGGUAAGAUGAAGACCGGCGCCAUCUACGGCAACCAGUCCAUCGAUCAGUCCAUCGCCGAAGCGCUGAUGGGGAUCGGAGGCCGCCCGGCGCUUCAGGUGAUGCGGGUGAGCGGGCUUGACGCGGCGCUGACGCCUUCCAGUGGCCCGUCCGACAGCACGGAGGAGGAACAGGAGGAGGCGUCGCCGGCAGAGAGCAAGAAGAGACAGCGGCACCGGUGCGAGGAGCUUGACAUCGACGAGGACUACCUCGGCAAGAUCGACGUUAUGACGGAAGAGGUGUCGUCGGUUGUGCAGAAGAUUCUGGCCGCCGCAGCCAGCGUCGCGCCGCCCACGCCGCCGCUCACCCCCGCAUCCGCGAUGUCGUCUCCCGCGGAUUCUUUCCACGGGUCGACCCGGGCCGUGUUCUUCGGGAGCGGCUACAACGAGAAGGACAGCGGCGUUAUCUUUGAGAGCGUAAACGCAGACUCUCCGCUGUUGCCGCAGGUGGUACCGCGCUCGCCGGGUGUGGUCGACACCCCCCCUCCCCGGUUCCCGUCGCCUCGCGUGUACCUCACCGCCGACGGCCUCAACAUGGAUCUCUGCAUCCUGGACGGGGUCAACUCGGAUGGCGGUUUUGGUGACGUGGUGUUCAUGAAGGACAAGACCACCAAGGAGUCUUUCGCAUUCAAGAAAUCCAAAGACACGCCGUCCGGACGCCGACAGAUGGAGCGGGAGGUGGCGGCCCUGAGCGACGUGCGGGGCAAGGUGUCCCACGUCGUGCACGUCCAAGAGAUAUCGUCGACCAGCGGCGCGCCCAUGCUCCUCAUGCGCAGGGAGCCCGGCACCCUGAGCUCGAUGCUCUGCGACUGCUCGAACACCGACCCCCGGGCCCUCGUGAGGUGA